Penaeus chinensis is the source of this 1730-nucleotide messenger RNA. RefSeq names its product surfeit locus protein 1-like (gene Surf1). The transcript has 10 exons. Gene Ontology annotation, cellular component: membrane; mitochondrion. NCBI's taxonomy places the organism in Eukaryota, Metazoa, Arthropoda, Malacostraca, Decapoda, Penaeidae. Gene Ontology annotation, biological process: mitochondrial respiratory chain complex IV assembly. Bases 385 to 1287 code for a protein of 300 amino acids. The record is from RefSeq and is a predicted model, not a curated record.
UCCGAGGUGGGGUGCGGACUACGCCUAUUGUAGUCUCGUGUCAUCUGCAAAAACAAGAGCACUGAAGUUGCCGGCAAAGCACUGAAAAGUGCAAAAGAAUCUGCAAAAACAAUUUUAACUCUGUUGAAAUUUCUUAAAGAAACUCAGAAGCAACAAUGUCAAGCGAGGCGAGAGCCGCUCGUGUUGUCGUAGUUUUGUAACGGGAGGGAAGCUGAGCGGCCGGAGCUUGUGUAAGAGGCGAGCAGGAAAUUGUACGAGAAACGUGUAAGUUAAACAGUAAACAUUUCAGGAUGCAUCUGUAAGUCCCUUGAUCUGAAAAAAUGAAUUUUUGCACCAUCACUUCAAGUUACUAGUUUUUGUGUUGGCACCACAUCUGCUGGAAAAAUGAUUUCAGUAAUCCGACAUGGAUUUGGAUGUGGGCGAGGAAGUUUGGUAUGUCUUUCUAAAACCAGUUCAGGAACACAGACGGUAGUAGUCCGCUGUCCAGCCUUGUUACAACGGAAUGCUAGCCAUAGAAAAUCUAUCUCUUUACAAAUGAUGAGCACUUCAGUAUCUAGAACAGAUGUAACACCUUCAAGUAUACUCUUGUUAAUUGUUCCAAUAUCAACCUUUUGCCUGGGCACAUGGCAGUAUCAGCGGAGGAAAUGGAAGCUAAAUUUGAUUGCUGAACUACAGGAGAAGACCACGACUCCACCUGUUGAUCUCCCUCAAGACUUGUAUGAACUGAAUGACCUGGAAUAUCAGCGAGUCAAACUCACUGGAACAUUUGACCAUAGCAGAGAAAUCUUCUUAGGUCCUCGUCCAUUAAUGGUAGGAGGAGAUAUAGAUACCCAGGGUAGUGGCUUAAUUUCAUCAGGACAAAGUGGCUAUCUUGUUGUCACACCUUUCAAGUUAGCUGACCGAGAUUUAGAAAUUUUGGUGAAUCGAGGAUGGGUGGCCAGAAAAUACAAAAACCCUGCAGCUCGAUUAGAAGGUCAAGUGAAAGGAGUAAUAAGCUUAACAGCUGUCGUCCGUAAGCAUGAAAAUAGGGCACCUUUCAUGCCAGACACUUCAAAGGGAUCCCUUAUCUUCACUUUUAGGGAUGUAACUACAAUGUCUGAAAUGCUUGGAACAGCACCGGUCUUUUUAGAUGCAGUAGAAACAUUCCCAGGUGGACCAAUUGGGGGUCAGACACGAGUCACACUUCGCAAUGAACAUCUCUCAUACAUGUUCACAUGGUAUAGCUUGAGUUUAGCAACAGCUUUCAUGUGGUAUCACCGUUUCAUCCGUGGAAAACCUCUAAUGUAAAAAGAAAGGUUUGUUUUGCUCAGGAACAAUACUGUAUUUAUUAAUAACUGUUAUAUGAUAAUGUUAUAACAAUAUGCAGUGAAGUCUGUUUUAGGUUAUAGAUCUUAGAAUAUUGUUUAUUUAUUGGUCUGAUGCAUUGAAGAAGUUCUUGAUGGACUAUUUUUUAUUUUAUUCCCAUAUUGACAAGAGCAUUUCCUCUUUACUUCAAUUUCAGAGGUGGUUAAAGUCUGAUCAUUUUAUAGUGUAAGCACACAAUAGCCAUGAUGAAAAUGUAUUUUCUCAUGAAAUUAUAAUUAUUUAUGUACUCAUGUGAAUCUGUGGCAGCAUUUGCUGAAACUAAGUUAAAAAUUAUGUGCAAAUAUAAUAAUUUAAUCUGUAUGGACUGAUUUGUUUUCAUUGCACUUACCAAGAAUGUACAGUUAAACUGAUAAAAAGUCAAAAUA